Spirometra erinaceieuropaei is the source of this 15252-nucleotide messenger RNA. Lineage: Eukaryota; Metazoa; Platyhelminthes; Cestoda; Diphyllobothriidea; Diphyllobothriidae. The record is from the annotation of a GenBank genome assembly.
AUGGAAACCGUGCUUGAGGUUGGAGAUCUUUUAAAGUCCUGGGGAACCCCAAUCACCCGACCUGUUCUACUGAGUUUCUCUGCUAAUUUUGCCUAAUAGGUAAUUCUUAUAAUGAUCUUUUCCGGCCAUUAGAAGUUUUUCAUGGUUUGGUGUUACUGAAGUACCGAACUUCAAUGAGCCUGUGGGAAAUAUGCUCGCGCAAUUUUGAAUCGACCUAUGCACAGUUGUGCAAUUUUUCAUCCUUCAUCCGUGAAGAGCCGUGUAGAUAGUUUACGGUAAACAUUUUGUGCGGAUUACUUGAUUAAGGACCUUUCUUACUCGGUCACAAAUCUUCCAUUAGGUAUUGUGUCCAUCGUGGCCACCAUCGUACCUUAGGCCUUACUUUUCUAAUUAGGCAUUUGGUAGCCGUACAGCCUUGGGAAAAUUCAAAUCGUGAAUUACGGGAAGAUAAAAAACCGAAGUGUACUUCCUUCGUUUUUAUAAGGCUCCGCUUGGCUUGUUUUGGAUAAUAAGCGGAAUGCUAGAUGGUUUUCUAUUAAUUCUCUACACCACAUUAGUGUGAAACUUACCACACAGAGAAUGAACAAAAGCCCGCCGUCUGACAGUCUCACUUGUUCGAUGCCCUUCUUUAGUUCAAUGAUGAUUGUAGACGGCAGUGCCUCGAAUUGCGUUUUCUCGAACUGUCUGAAAAUGGAGCUCUUUCGCCUGCGCCUCCCCUUCUCAUUCUGCCGGCUCCCACAUUCGCAGUUGGGGAGAACGGCGACCAAAGCUGCCUUUCCGAACGCCUGCGCCGUUUGGUUGGCUUCGACAGCACUGGUCUUGUCUGCCUCUGGCCCUCCGAACUGCUCAUGGCGCACAUAUUUCUCAGUCCGGUAGCUGUGUAUGCUCGUCUAUGGGAUGCCAUUGCUACCGCCACUAGCCGACGUACUUGGCAACGCGUUUGCGAACUUGGAGCCGGCAUGACAGCUGCGGCUGGUCUUGCUAUUGCCAGACGCAGAAGUACUUUCCCCCGAUCAGACGACCCCUUCUCUGGCCUCGAACUUCUUGUCCUCACUGACGGUAAUGAGGACUGUGUUGCAACAAUUCAGCAAUCGGUUCAACUUCAAGGGUUUUCUAAAGGCCAGACAGAGUCGCCGACGCUGGAAGUCGAGAAACUUCGGUGGCCGUCCUCUGAGGCGAGGUAAUUCAAGUAAUUCUUUGCUGGUUAUUGUUCUGUGCUGGACGCGGCAUCGAAGAUUUUCUUAGCAUGCGCACGCAUUCCGCCGUCCAGAUCGUGAAAGUUAUGACCUCGACCUUACCCGAUUGAGUUCCAUCCUUUGAAUGUCUGGAAAUAUCCAUAAUACUGAAAGCGUGACGGCUUGAACCACAGUCUGAACACUACUAGACAUUGCCAGACCUCGGUCUGGAGAUAUAGGACGGGUCUUUGUAGGCGUAUUAGCUUGAGAAACAAUACCCCUCGACCUAAUUUACUGCUUAGCUUACAUAGUUCUUACUGUGGAAUACUGAAGAACAGUGCCCAGUCAUGCUGAAACCCCAAAUGCCAUCAUCCCCAACGUUCGCUUUCACCAGAGCACCAUCUUGUGCUAGUUUGACUGCAUGACUGGGGCUGUCCUUCCGUGGUGUAUUUUUUUAGGGUCUGAAACCUCCCGUUGACUGAGUAAACAUUUUAUUUUGACAGUGCAAUCUACACCCUCACUUUUCACCCCCUCCCCUUCCCCUACAACCGUAGCAGACAGACUCAUAUGUGUAGGUUGCUUUAUAUGCCUGACAGCCUUGUCUUCUGUGUCUGAUGCUAAAUCAAAAACACGCCCGGGGUCGGUCGCCGAUGGGUUAGAAUUACAAGGCAGGAGAGGACGAUUGCCAACGGUUCAGCUGAUGAGGCACUGAUAAACUUCGAUCGAAAGAACUCUUUAGGAACACUCGGAUAGACCCGUCCGUGGACUAUCUGCGCUGCCUUUCUGCUUCCGGUCUCAGGUGGUAUGUAGGGCUAUGAUUGUCUGAAUGAAAGGAGAGAAGGCCCGAAAAAGUCCUAUAUCAAACUACACAUAUCUCUGACGUCAUCCCACCCCCUGAUAUACAUGUACACAUAUAUGGUGGAGGGGCGCGCACCGAUCACGUUACGGAGCUCACUCGUGCCGUUGUGCCUUAGGGCUCAUUCUCGAGCCUGUCAUGUAUAUCCAACCAGCAGCCGCACAGCGGCGCGAAGUAUGGGCAGAAUAACAUUACCGACAAAGACAAGGGAUGACCCAGAAAUGCUUUACAGUUUUACUAACCCAACCCUACCACGGAACUAGUUUACGAUCGAAAAAGAGCUUGACGACAAACCUUGCAUUGACAUCCUCGUACAGCGAAAGACUGACACGACACUUCACACAUCAGUUUACUGCAAAGAAACGUAUGUAAAAGUUGUUCUUUAUAAGAAGAGCAAUGACCCUAUUGCUCUCAAACGGAGUGCUGUUACCAGCCUACUUAAUCGAGCAAAAACACCCUGCCCAGACAGCAAUAGUUGCCAGAUAGAACCUAAUUAUUUGUUCAAACUCCUUUCCCAAGAUGCGUAUCUUAGAGAUUUUGCAUGCCAGUGCAUGAGACAAGAGGAAUCAAAAAAGCAAAGACAAAGAACUAAAUUGUUUCGAUCAAGGUGAACUUUUCUGUACAUUAAACAUGUGUCCGAGCUCGUUGAAAGACACCUGAGGAAACAUCAAUUACAAGUGACGCACCAACUGAUUAUCACAUAACGAAACCAAUUGGUGCACCCUAAGGAUAGAGUUCGCUUUUUAGAUGAGAAAGAGGUCGUCUGCAAGAUUUCUUGUGACACCUGGAAUGCAAUGCACCGUGGUUAAACUGGAAAGUCAGCCUCCGCACGCAUACACGAACACCAGCUUACCGUGAAGAGAUGGAACCACUUGUUCCAAGUUGCCACGCAUACCCCGGAGACUGGCUAUAAAUUCGCUUGGGGCACAACACGUAUUUUGUUGUCUGUCCAUCUGUCGUUGUUGCCUCCAAGCAACCGUGCUCUUCGACCUCCCUUUCGUCAGACUGGUCAACCGUUGCUACUCAGGCAUGGUGUUUUCGGUCUCGCUGGCACGUCCGUGAGAUAGUGUGCCACGUCGGCCACGUGACUCUCGCCCGGCGCCUUCCUUUUUCUCCGCGAGCGUUGGCAGUCGGCUCCGUGUGAUUUCUUUCACCCGUCUUUUUGCUCCUGUCUGGGCUGACUACAUACCAUGCCAAAUUGUGAUGCGAGAUAUGUUGGUGAAACGGGCAAACGCCUCGACACGAGAUUGCACGAGAACCAGCUCGCAAUCAACCGCAAGGAUAAGCUGUCGCUGGUCUAUGGCCACACAACAGCAGAAUCACAGUUUCGCCUUUGAGAAAGCGAGGGUUAUCGGCGGAGUCAAUGAUAAGGCGGCCAGACUGAUGCUGGAAAGUUUUUCCUCGACUGGCUCACUUAAUCCAGCUAUAGACUCACAUUCUGCCUACCAGAUGCUCUGCACAAGGGUCGAGUCAGUACAGGCAGAGCUAAUAGGGCGGAUGAAGAAAGUCACUCGGGGCCGACAUCCGGCGCUCGCGGAGAAGCGCCGACCGGAGGUCACGUGACCGGCGUGGCACAAUGUCUCACCAGCGUACCCGCGAGGCCGAAAACACCACACCUGAGCAACAAUGGUUGACUAUUCUGCUGUCUGACGAGAGGGAGGCCAACAGGCACGCUGACUUAGCAGCAACCACGGCAGCCUCGAAAGGGACGCUAGUCCGCCAUUGGUCGAAAUCCGACAGGCUAGAACCAGCCAACAGGCCGGCCAACGUACGUGCGCGAGCGCGGUUAUAAUACGAAGCUGAGCACAUCAAGGCCAGCAGAGGAAGCCAGCGAAUGACUCCGAUGAUAGAAACGAGGGAGUUUUAAAAACGCCAGUGCGAGUAAAACCAAGUCCAUGAAAUCGCCUUUUCUUCUUCGGCCACCAGGCCAGGAAUGGCCAUUUCAGUUGCCGUAGUCUUGGUUGGUAAUGCCAUUUUGCCAAAAUAUUAGCGGACGAGUCGCUGCUGGCUGGACUUGAGAUUGAGUCCCAAGGGAUAAUGAAACGAGUGGGUCCCGUUACGCGACCGGUGAGCACUCCCUCUGUCAUUGUUUAUGUAUUUGAACGCAACCGACAGGACCGUAAGCCAAUGAUUAGGGCGUUGGACUUCUAACCAGCAGGCCACGGGUUCGGGUCUUGGGAAUUGCAGACCUCGGGGUUGGGUACGACUGGCUGAUGACGACCGUCAGGCCAGGAUCGGCCGUUUCGGUCUCCCUAGUGGUUUUCGGUAAUGUCAUUCUGCCUGCGAUGCAGUGUAUUGUAUUGUGCCUCUACACACAUCCAUAAACAUCAGACGGUAAUUAUGAGGCGAUAUCGUCUGUCUCAAAUGGUCAUGCACACCCUUGAUACCGGCCACACCUUCGCAUGGGAUAAAACUCGCAUUGUCGGAGUUUGCUCCUCAAGAGUUGUAGCCACGCACUCCGACAAGUCAUGCAUUAAUCGGCACAUUGAAUUGGAUGCCGUGUGCAAAAAUGUCAUAAAAAUGGGAGAGACGAGGAUCAAUCAGUACAGAAUAACGCACUCGGCGGCCGCUCACUGGCGCAAACACCGAAUAUUUGUCAAUUUUUAAGCACGUUUGAAACGUUAGUUGUUUUUGCUCAUUUUCUCAAGUCUGACGACGGCCUAGGGGACAAGCAUGGAAAGUUAACUUAAUAAAGUUUUGUACUUUUUCGAAGGGACGUAUCUACCUUCAAUGUUUACAUAUAUAUGUGAGAAGAUAAGGCGAUCUUAGGAACCAUGGAUUUAUUUGCCUGACGUUUCGAAAGCAGACAAGCUUCCAUCAUCGGAGGUGUCUGCUUUCGAAACGUCAGGCAAAUAAAUCGCCUUCUCAGUUAUAUCCGGGAACGGGCAUUUUCGCUUCAAUCAACAUAUGUAUGUAGAUCAGAAGUGGUGUGCAUAUAUAUGUAUAUAUGGUAGAGUGGUGCUGACAGAUCGUUUUUUACGGAACUCACACGUCCCGUUGUGCCUUACGGGCUUUCUCUCGAGCCAAACCAACAACCGCACAGCGGCGCAUGGUAUAGGCAGAAUGUUAUUAUCGACAAAGACAAGGGAGACUGGAAUGGACAUUUCUGGUUUAUUAGCCGUCGUCAGCCAGUCGUACCCAACUCCGAAAUGUGGAACACCUGGGACUGUAUCCCGCGACCUGUCAGUUAGAAGUCCGACGCCUCUAACUACUGAGCCACGGGUUCGAUGUCCUGUCGGUUGUGAUCGGGAAUGUACAUUCUGCCUAUAUCAUGCGCUGCUGUGUGGCUGCUGGUUGGGCUCGAGAAAGAGCCCGUAAGGCACAACGGGACGAGUGAGUUCCGUAAAAACAAUCGGUGAGCACUCUUCUACCAUUGCACAUUCCCGAUCACGACUGGCAGGGCAUCGAGCCCGUGGCUCAGUGGUUAGAGGCGUUGGCUUUCUAACUAACAAGUCACGGGUUCGAGCCACAGGUGUUCUACACUUCGGGGCUGGGUAUGACUGGCUGACGACGGUUAAUAAGCCAGAAAUAGCCAUUCCAGUCUCCCUUGUCUUUGUCGAUAAUAACAUUCUGCCUAUAUGUAUAUAUAAAGAGUGAGAGAGGGGAAGCGAUUCCUGGAUACAACAUUACAUUUUUCUGAAGUUUCAAAUCCACUUUACCCCUUGGCAUGAAUAAAUGGAAACAUUUCGCCUGAAAUAUCCUCAGCCGCACCCCCGAUUUGUCAUCGCAGCGGUCUUUAGGUCGGUUGUUGACCGGUAUGCCUGUUGACUGCUUUAUUGUUUGAAUACUAUUCUUCCUAUAGUUGUUGUAAACUGCAGUCUCCCGAUCGAUCCUAGAUCGUUACACAGUCGAAGUCGAAGUUGUGGGAAACGACAGCCACACUAAACGGCUUCAUACAUCACAAGAGGAUUUGUCUUAAGGGGCCAUUCUCAGAAAUUCAUCGGAAUUGAAAAACUGACAGCAAAUCACGACUAACUUAACAGUCUUGUUUGAAAACACGCAUUCCUGGUGGAUCUGAGAUAGGAGUGGACAGUUUCUCCGACAGAACAGCAACAAAAAAAUGUACAUUGCAAACGGUUGUGCCUCCACCACCAACUUUAUCUAGGAAUCCACGGAGCUGUAGCGCCAGCAGUAGCCCCAACUCGAUAACCACUCCUCUUGCUGGGUUAUAGCAGAUGAGGACAAUUAGUGGCUUCAACCUCUUGAUCCUGUUUAAUCUAUUUGGAAAAAUCCGUCACUACGCUCAGCAACAAUCUAACGCUCUUGAGGUUGAACCAGCAGGGUGUAGCCUGGGCAAGGUACAGAAUAUCCCCCAUCGACGGCCUCUUUCAAGCCCCAUGUCAUUCGUCUGGUCUCCGCCCUCGUACUGGAGCCCAUCAGAAACCGGGUGGAGAGAGGCCACGCAAUCCUUUCUCACAACGAUCAGCCUCACCGGUAACUGCUUUUCACUGCCGGGGCAAACAAUUAACAAAUCACCGGGUGUGUCCGGAUGCUCGUUUUCGCCGACUUCUCGGGGAAUUAGGACUGUUUACGAGGAGUCUUUACACCAGUGGUCUGUUAUCUCCACCCUGCAAGGAUGCUUAACCCACGCACACGCUAGCCAACACCCCUACCCAGCUGGGGGCGCCUGUGGUUUGUGUACGUGUGCUGACUGUGCGUCUUGGCACACCCGUUAAUUUCUCACUGUUUCACAGUGCUUAAACAGUUGUACGCGGGGACGGCCUUUAUUGCGGGUGAGGCGCCGGAAGUUCCGCGCGUAGUAAUUUCAAAGUGCUAGAUACCGCCCCCCCCCCCGCCCGGGGGUGAACAAAUAUCCUUUCAAUCACAGACUAACUAAGUGUAGACAAGUCGUGACCCUUGUGGAGAGGGGGGGUGGGGGUGAAAGGUGUGAGUUUACGCCAUCCGCGUCCUACCGUCGGCCUGCUUUGGAGCACACAGUGGACGUCGUCGGCAACGACGGUCGAACUCUCAUGAAGCACGCGCCCUAGAGAUCCAUUUCCGAUGUGCAGCAGCGGCGGUCAGAUAAACCCCAGUGGCAGUAGUGGCAGUUCUGUUCCGCAUGGAUUAGGUGCAUUCGGUCAGAGUUAAUCGCCAGAAGCCCGUGGUUGAGUGCGUCGUAGAAAAUUAGUUGCAGUUUUGGAGGGUUUUUAACGAAGUUUUCAGGGUUGGGUUGUGGAUGCCUACCAACCCUGAUAGUCGCCCAGGCCUAGACAUUUGCUAGCGCGUUUGACUUGUGGGCUAGUGCAGAGCUAGUAACCUGACUGGCUGAGAGUGCUCGAUCUGUGCGAGGAGAGUAGCUUUUCUGCUACACCCCCGCCUUGAUGCUCACCCGAGUGCAUUUUCCACGUCACGCCUGGGGGGUCCCUCUGCGCGUACGCACGCACUUUGUCCGGAAUUUAGGCCCGUCUGGCGAAUUGAAUCACCUCGGGCUGCAACGCCCUCAGCUCGCCCGACAAGGCGCGUCAACCUACUGUCCCCGUGUGGACAGUGUCCGCUAGGAUUGCUGAAAAAAAUCCAGUCAAUCGCAACACUAGCCCGCGACCGGGCUAGCCCUGGGCGAAUAUAUUGCUGCUUAAGUAGCAUACAGUAAGUGAUCUAUCUCAUGAAUGCUAACCGAACUUCUGAAAUAUAUUUUACAGUAGGGAGGGUUACUUCAGUGGGAUGGUAAUACUACUUAUCGUGCAGCAUAAUCCAGGAUGCCAGCCAUAGAAUACGCUUCUUUCUGGUCGCCUGUAAGGCUCGCACUGUAAAAAAUGAUAGCUUCUGUAUUGGGAUUUUUGUUCAGUUAUUUUCGAUACCCUUAUAACUUCAGACAUAUUUAGUGGAAAACUCGCACAAGAAUAUCCUUUACUGUGUUCAUUUGGCAGAAAAUCACGCCUUCAGAUUUUGAACUUAACGAAGACUUGCCUAUUAGUCUCAAAAAGGUUUGUACUUAAAAGAUUUUCGAAGGCCGUGGAAUAUGCCCCCUAACAUAAUUAUCUAUGUCCGUUUAUUGAUGCCCCUUAUGAAGUAUGACGAUUCGACCGUGCGCUUUGACGAUGUCCACCGUGUGCUUCGCAGUAGCGUGAUAGCAGCGACGGUGACUUGUGCGUGAAUUAUUUUAUAGUAAUAGUAGGCUUGCGCAGCAUCUGCCGCACUCUCUCCUUCCCCCCCCACCUGGACUCGAUGUCAUGACCAAGUCAAGCGGAGCAGGGAUGGGAGAGGCCGCAUGUAACAAGCACUACGUACAGUGCGUCGUGACCGAUUUCGUGGAAUGUUGGGCGAAAUUCUGAAAUGCGUUUUCAAUUAGGAAGGAUUGCUUAGGUAAGGCUUGUAAUAUUGCUCAUAAUGAGACAUAAUCUUAUACUAUUUCGGACUCGCCAUGAUGUCGGCUUCUAAAUGCACUUCUUUUUGGCCUUCUGCAGAAACCACACCCGGUAAAAAUGACUACUUAAGUAGCAUGCAUUUUGCACAUUGAUUUUCGAUGGUCCUAUAAAUUCCAAUAUAUUUUUUUAGAAAACAUGCGCAAAAUAUGCUUUCUUUUAUUCUUUUGGUAGAAAAUCACCUUAUCUUUACGUUUUAUACUCGAAGAAAUGGUAUCUUUGGUUUUAAAAAAGUUUCUAGUUAUAAAACGUUUAAGACCUUGCGAUGUCCAUGCAUACAGCUUCGCACAUGCCUAUUUACCGGUGUUCCUCAUGAAACGUACAACAUAGUCAGCAUCCAUUACAAAAUUUAAGUGAACUACACAUGGUAUCUUCUUAGAGACAGAUAGGAAUACAUGAUUUUCCUUACGCGGAUAACAUGUACCUUGCAGACUGGAAUUGCCAAAUGCUAAUGCAACGGUUGAUCUGGCUAAAAAUUAUUCGCGAAUUGGGAGACUUUUUCAAAACCUAAGUAAUCCUUCCUAAUCGGAAACUCAUUUCAGAAUUUUAGUCAACAUUUCAUGAGAUCGGUCACGCACUACGUAAACCCGCAUCUAGGCGUACCACCACAUCCUCCGGUCCACAGUAAACAUUCGACCAGGAUUUUCAACAACAACAACAACAAAAGUGAAUAGCGGCAGGGAUCCCAAUUGGCGCUGCAUGCGCAUGCAACCGAGCCUACCACCGUACCCGGAAUGCUAGCAUUUGUGCAUUCUCGAUAACGACUGCCAGAAACCGACCUAACCCCCGUGCUGGUCCAGUACACCUACCGCGUGGUCCGUUUUAGGGACGCUUAGGAAGUAUACAAGCACAGUCCACGCGCAUCGCAAAAUCUCAGGAGCCGUAUAUAUGAUUUUCCCUGCACGAAAUUUAUGUAUCAUUGAGUUUGUAAACACUAAAUGCAAAUACAACGGCAGAUCGAGUCCGGAAAAACUUCCUCGAAACCGAAGUUCACUAUUUUCUUGAAUACACAGUUUGUUUAAAAUGUGAUUUUCUACCGAAUGAGUUCAGGAAAGGACAUUUUUGCAUGUUUUUUUUAAUAAAGUGUGGUUGAGUUUACAAGGACAUCGAAAAUCAAUGGAAAAUCACGCUACUUGAUUAGUCGUCCCUGUCGAGCUGCGGGAAAGAAGCUCAUUUUAUAGCCGGCAUCUUGGCGUGACUGAAAUAGCCUGGGACUACGCUACACGAUAAUCGGCACUACACCCUCCCCCCUUCAAGUAGCCCUUUUCAAUCGAAAAUGCAUUUCAGAAUUUCAGCUAACACUUCAUGAGAUAGGUCACUCACCGUACUUGACUUGUUUCUGUGCUCCCCGGAGGAGCAUGCCCAUGCAGCUCAAUCGGUCGAUAAAAUUGAGGCUUUUCGUUUCACAAGAAAUCGAUGCACGAACUUGGGGGGAAAAUUCUCCAAACACAAGCUCUUCCAGCCUCAGCUGAAAACCGCGCGGGUUAAGUCUCUCGCAACUGCAGCACUGAAUCGCGAAAUAUGCGUCUGGACGUUUGAUUUGUACGUAUGCUGGAGGUAUGACAAAUCGGCCUCAGUGUCCAUACGUUGACUUUCACACUGCCCAGGUCGUCGCCUACCCUUAUUGCCUUGAACACUUACGCUGUGAGAAGGCGCCCCUGCGGUAGACCUAGGAAUUCCGACAGACUUUGUGUCGCGUGUUCAAUGUUAGAGCCGCCGCAACGCCUCUCAGCUUUGAAAGGUGCGAAGGUGUUGUUAAAUGCUUGGAAAUCAAACUUUACCUUCCGGUCAACUUUUAUGUACCCCUGAAAGCACUGGUAGGACCUGGGAAUAAGUGCCCCCCUAGAUAGUAUUACUGUGGAAUGUGUGCUUAUUUGAUCUAGGUAGCUUGAUACACAUUAGCGCUAAUCUUUGAGGCCCAUUGCUGUUAAUAGCGCCUUCUUCCUUUCCCACCCUAUUGGCUUCUAGUCGGCCGAAUUGAUUCCCGCUACUUUUGCCGACGUCUUAUGUUGAGUUUCCGAAGGGUUUCAUAGUCUCCAGUUGGAUUUGUACGAGUCACCGACGUGGCCGCUGGAAGACGUCCAUUGUUCCCAAUCCAGUGAAUGACGCCUAGGCCACCGUUGUGAAUUCAUGCAUUUCCAGCUUCGUCCUGCGCACCCGUCAAGUCGGACGUCGCAGUAAUCAUCUAUAGUAAUUUAGUUCCGGGGAGUAACUUGUUUCCGCAUCCAGCCAACACUCUUUUUGACUCGAAUAAAACGAGCCGAUUUCUGUACAAUAUUGCUGUUUCAAUGAAGGCCUUGUAAAUCCUCUUUCUCCAUAGGUUGAGGGGGCUUCCCGCAAGUAAGGUUUGACAAAAUUUGGCUGCACGGUCAAGUCGUCCUAUUGCUCACAAUUGACACCAUCCGGAAACAUACGAAAUUGUGGCGUCCAUAAAGGACCCAGCCAAGUAACGGCUCCAUUUGUUGAGUUAUUGCAGAUGACAUCUAGUGAGUCCGACCUCUCAUGGGAGCUCAAGAAUAUUGGCAACGGAAAUCCGGAAUCAUAGAUUAAGUUUAGUAAAAUUCGUGGACGACUCAAAUUCUCACAAAAGGGCGUAGGUAACGCUCCAAAUAUCUCAACGGUGCAACGCAUUAUAUCUACACAUAUCUUUCUUUAACGAGGGGAAUACAUUGUUUGAACCAAAAAUCCUAUCAGCUACCAAGUUUGACUGACUGUCCUUACAUCCUUGUUCGAUCAUUUGUCGUCCGAUAUUAUCCUAUUGGCAUGGUGGUAACCUAUAUUGAACGGGAGUUUUCAGAGAGAACACAUUCCCUGGAGGGCUUUCCAUCAGUCAGCGGUCUUUAAGUUGUAGUCGAGUCCUAUAUGGGCCAUGUAAUUAUUUUUAUUUAUUCCUCCUUCAGCCUGGUGACGGAUGACUUCAUACCCGCGGGCUGGCAGCACUCCUUUGAUCUUCUCUUCGGUGCUGAUUGCCUCUUUCAUCGGGAGACGCACUGCGGUCUCCUGCGGACGGUGGACCAUCUCCUCUCUCUCACUCCCGGAUCCCUAUGUCUAUUCGUCGCACCGCAGCGCAACGGAAGCCUUUUCGCUUUCCGCGACCUUGUAGCUCAGAACUCAACGGCUUUGCGCCUCCAGUGCACCCGUCUCGAACCCCUAGAGGCCUUUCCCACCCUCGGUCCCGUAAUGCAGCAUCUCAACACGGACAGCGACCGCCUGGUCCCCCAUCUCCUCCUUAUAUGCCGUACUUGACUAUAUGUGACCACUUUUCUUUUCACUCUGCCUCACAUUCCGGCUGCUGCAGGACCAAUAUGCAUUUACGUCCCCCCCCCCUUGCACCUUGUCUUUCGCGUCUGUGCAUAAUGAUUUCUUUGCAAAUACAUCACUUUUACUGCGCAAAACUGGACAGUGUUUUGUAUUUCGCAUGCUUGGAAGUAACACAGGCCCAAACCGUUUUAUUCUGCAACAGUUCUUACUGACUGGCUGACGACGGCUAAUAAGCCAGAAAUGGCCAUUCCAGUCUCCCUUGUCUUUGUCGGCAAUACCAUUCUGCCUAUAUAUCAUGCGCCGCCGUGCGGCUGCUGUUUGGGCUUGAGAGGGAGAGCCCGUAAGGCUCAACGGAACGGGUGAGUUCCGUAAGAACGAUCAGUGAGCGUCCCCUACCACAAUUCUUAUCAGUUUGCAAUUCACGACUGCCGCGAAUGACGCUGUCCAUCGUGUGUCCCGCAGAAUGUCGACGUAGGAACGGUGGCAUACGUGAAUUAGUUAGACUUACGCGGUAUCUGCCGCACCUUCCUCCCUCACCCGCCUGCGCCCGGUGUUAUGAAAGAGUCAAGAAGGUCAGAGGCGCGAUCGAGCGCAGUGACUGACAGGGUGGACAAGCCCGUCCACGCGUGCACACAAACCUGGGCCGCGCACGGUAAGUCAGAAUUUCACUUGAACAGGAUGGCGAGGUCCACUCAGGUCCCAACUGAGUGGGACUGGCAUAAAGUCAGUUGUUACGACCUGACUCUCUGUCUUGCGAGAAACAACUUACCCUGUCAGUUGACAGCCCUUCAAGUCGCGACUUUUAACGCAUCGUGAUAGUUUGAAGGCGCGUUAGUUGGCUUGCAGUGAGGAAGAUGGUCUGAGUAUUGUGUGUACGGAGAUCCCAGAGUCGACCUCAAUCUGUCUCUUCCCUCUCCCAAGCACCAGUCCACUGUCCGUACUGGUCAGCCGCCUGAUGCGUGGGUUAGGGGCAGGUGGCCGGCGCGACGUGGGUCCGCGCCUAGGCAUGCCAUUUGUUGGUAGGGGACGCUCACCGAUCGUUCAUACGUUCAUUGUAUAUUCCCGAUCGAAAACUGACAGGGCAACGGGCUCGUGGCCGACUAUGUAGAGGCGUGGACUUCUAAACUAACAGGUCGCGAGUUCGAGGCUCGGGUGUUCCACACUUCGGGCUUGGGUAUGGCUGGCUGACGACGGCUAAUAAGCCAGAAAUGGCCAUUCCAGUCUCCCUUGUCUUUGUCGGUAAUACUAUUCUGCCUAUGCCAUUUGUUAAUCGAUGCUCGCACUUUGUGCAACCCGGUUAACGCUCUGUAGUCUGUCCCCUUGUUAGUCCAUCACAUCUCCUGGGAGUACCGUGUUAACCUAUCAGUCUUUCCAUUCACAACUUUUGGCGCAUCGUGCUAGUUUGAAGGCGCGUUAGUUGGCUUGCAGUGAGGACGAUGGGCUGAGCAUUGUGGGUACGGAGAUCCCAGAGUCGACCUCACUCUCUCAUCCCUCUCCCAGGCACCAGUCCACUGUCCGAGCCGGUUAGCCAUCGGAUGCGGUGAUUAGACACAGUGGCUGGCAGAACUGAAACAGCCUGUUAGUACCGACAAAGACAAGUCUCCCUUGUCUUUGUCGGUAAUAACACACUGCCCGUAUCAUGCACCGCUAUGCGGCUGCUGGUUGGGCUCGAGAGGGAUAGCCCAUAAGGCACAACGGAAAGAGUGAGUUCCGUAAGAACGAUCGGUGAGCGCCCCUUACCACUGAAACAGCCUGUCUGCGCGUGCCGCGUACGACCUGCCCCCACCUACACACCACACAACUCAGCGCAGCCAACUGUGUUACUGUGGAUCGCAGACUACUUUAAACGCCGACGUCUUGAAUGCGCAUUGAGGCCAUAGGCUUACCUACCGCGCACGAUUGAUCGGAAUUUCACGUGGACAGAACGGCGAAGGCUCAGGUCCCAACUGAGUGGGAGUGUCAUAAAGGCAGCAUUAGGGGAGGGAGCCGCUGCGGCCUGACUCCCUGUCCUGAGAGAACCGACUUACCCUGUCAGUUGACAGCCCUUCAAUUCUCGACUUUUAACGCAUCUUGAUAGUUUGAAAGCGCGUUGGAUUGUUUGUAGUGAGAAAUGGCGUCCACACAGUCGGCCCCAUUCUCACUUUCCUCUCCCAAACACCGGUAAACUGUCCGAGCCGGUUAGCCAGUAACUGGACACAGUGGCUGACAGAGCUAAGCCCGUGAGCGGGCAACACUCACUAUGUCGCAAUACCACGAUGGCUUGCGACCUUUUCAAAUAAGGUACUGUCGUUACAUGUACUGACAGUGCAUUUUAUUCAGGUCGACCAAUAAGCAGGCCGCGUCUUCCCAGGCUUCUUGUCGGCCCUCUGUCCGGUAGUUUGGAGAACUACAGGGUAUUUCAAAACGACGCGACUCUUCACAAGGAUGUCUCUUUAUCAGCUGUUUCUUUAAGAACAUCCACACUUUUAUAAUGUUCUGAAAUCCAGAGUGAACUGUAUUGUACCAAAUUUUGGUAGUUUUGCGAAUGGACCCAACGCAGAUAGCUGGCAAACUUUCUCAUCAAAAUUCAAUAUACUGAGUGCCGUUUUUCGUCGCGCCAAAGGUAAUAGUUCAUUUGCAUCAACGGCUUGCUGCCCGUGCGUGUUUUGGUAUUGUUGUACACGUCAAAUAACCUAGAACGGUCCGGUUAGCUCAUUUACAAUGGUUCUGUGGAAAAUCAUACUUUCCAGACAUCUGGGACCAGGUCUUUUUGCAUUCGGUAAUGUUUCUUGGAUGGGAAACAGAGAUAGCUAAUAUUACUCCAAGCGAUAUAUAUAUAUAUCCGGUCGACACUUUCAAAUGCUGUCCGGCCUCUUGGUUGAAUUCAUGCAGUUUGCCACGAAUUUUCGGGUUUGAUUUCAUUCUUGGUGCUUUUGCUCCAGCAUAGGCCGCCUUUGGACUUACGAGUAGCUUUUCCUGAAACCCAUUCUUUGCAAAGGGCGUUUCUAGCCUGUGAUGGAAUACUUUGAUAUUGAAUUCUCAGCAGCCCGAGUCUCCAACUUUUGUCUCCUGUUACCCUCUUUUUCAGCCCUUGCAGAAUUUCUCAUGGCCACGCAGGUCUCACCAAAGAUCUUAAAGAUGUCCUGGGGCUCAAUCGAGGUCGAAAAAAUGACCGAAGACGGGAAAGUCGUUCCCGGCGAGUCUCUCAAAUAUCGCGACCUGAAGAUUUGGCCUGGUGGAAGCCGCAACUGGGAUUGGAAUGAAUUCGGUGUGUCUCCGUUGCACUCUUACUUGCUAAACGGACCUUAAAGUUGGGGCACGAACCGAGCCUACUGAAAACAUGUUAGUAGUUGCAUUUGUUGCUGUCUUUUUAGGAACCUCGCACUUCCAAGGAAUUACGGCUGGAGAUGUGGCGGAGCUGCGAGAGAAGCAAGUGGAUACAAUCAUUCUGAGUCGUGGACAAUUCGGUUUCCUUGCCGUCCCACAGACUUUAGUGGAUGAACUACAGAAGGCCGGCUACACGGUGGUUGUAGAGAGGAGCUCUCAGGCAAUGGCCACCUACAAUACCUUAGUGGACCAAGGAAAAGCUGUUGCCGGUCUCAUUCAUACAACUUGUUGA